Messenger RNA from Pseudoliparis swirei, 1317 nucleotides. It is a transcript of the gene tmem208, whose product is annotated as transmembrane protein 208. NCBI's taxonomy places the organism in Eukaryota, Metazoa, Chordata, Actinopteri, Perciformes, Liparidae. Gene Ontology annotation, biological process: vacuolar protein processing. The transcript has 7 exons. Gene Ontology annotation, cellular component: intracellular membrane-bounded organelle. The annotation marks the transcript as partial. The record is from RefSeq and is a predicted model, not a curated record.
CGGAGGCCGAGGCGCUGCAGGAGGCGGGGCUCCCUGUGGGUCGUCUGACCAUCUCAGCCACGCGCUCGUCGCCCUCAGCACGCCGCUCUCUGGAUCAGAAACACAAGGCCGUGCUCACGAGGGAUGACCCCCGUGUUCCCCCGGCCUCCCAGAGAUGGGGUCGUCUCGGUUGCUUCCCGGAGCUCCACCUCUCCGUCUCUCUUGUAAACAUCAGCAUCAACAGCAUCGACAACACCUGGACUGUCCUCUCUCUCUCUCUCUCUCCCCUCUCUCUCUCUCUCUCUCUCCCCCCUCUCUCUCUCUCUCUCUCUCCCCUCUCUCUCUCUCUGUCUCUCUGUCUCUCGCAGCCCAAAGGGAAAGUCGGCACAAAGGGAAAGAAGCAGAUCUACGAGGAGAACGAGGCGACUCUGAAGUUCUACAACAGAGUGAUCCUUGGAGCUAACGCGAUAUAUGCUGCCGUAAAUCUUGUGGUUUUCUACAGUUCGUCUACAUUUUGGACUUGGCUCCUGCUGCUGUUCGCUCUCGCCGUGUAUGUCGGGAGUUACCGCUCCAUGUCGGCCAUGGCCAAGCCGGCGUUCGCUGAGGACGGAAGUCUCCUGGACGGAGGAAUCGACUUAAACAUGGAGCAGGGGAUGGCGGAGCACCUGAAGGACGUCGUCCUGCUCACAGCCAUCGUCCAGGUGCUCAGCACGCUCUCCUCCUACUGCUGGUGUCUUUGGAUGCUGGCCCCUUUCAGAGCCCUCCACCUGCUGUGGGUGAACUUCCUGGGCCCCUGGUUUCUGGCAGAAAGCCCGUCGGCACCAGAGGAAGUGAAUGAGAAGAAGCAGAGAAGACAAGAGCGCCGCCAGAUGAAGAGAUUCUGAUGCUGAGGCAGACGAGCAGUAUUUUUUAAACCGAUAGCGAGGGACUCGUGGAAGACAUUUUGAAGUUAAACUCUCCCAUCUAUUAAAUGAAAUGCUCCCUUUUCAGAUAAUGUCACGGUCCGAAUCUCAUUUAUCUUCAUGCAAGGAUUUUAUAUUUUUGGGUUUUUGCACAAUCUCGCCACACAAUCUGCAGAUUUCUAGAAAACAUUCCUCAACAGCUGCCUGACCGACGCAAAGAAACGAGGGCCGUGAAUAUAUGGAGUCAGUUCCUCGUGAUGGGAUGUCUUUUAUUUUCACUUAAUUGUAUUUGUAAAAUAAUUGAUCAUUCUUCAUCGCAGAGUUGAUUGUGUUUGAGCUUCUAAGUCUUCUAAGAAUCAACUUGACAGAGUUCAAGUUAAUAAAAAAAUAACCUUUUGUGCAAUAAAAAAGGAAAUCCUUCCAUGUUGAUCGUCAA